This is a messenger RNA of Drosophila simulans, 548 nucleotides long. RefSeq lists its product as uncharacterized. The coding region runs from base 52 to 411 and encodes 119 amino acids. Lineage: Eukaryota; Metazoa; Arthropoda; Insecta; Diptera; Drosophilidae. The transcript has 3 exons. The record is from RefSeq and is a predicted model, not a curated record.
ACCUUUUUUUCGAGCUCUCUUAGCUCAGUUUCUAUUAACAGUUACGCCAAGAUGAAAAUUACCAUUGCAAUUCUAGGACUUUUUGUGGCAUUUAUCUGCACCCAGCAAUCGCCAACCGCAGCAUGUGAUAUCCAAGCAGUUUAUAAUCAAACCAUAAAGUACUGCGAAAUCAACUUCUUUGCGAACAUAUUCUUGUGCACCGGCUUGUCUUACGGUGUCAGCAACGAGAAAUUUAUUCAGACGAUCCAGUCGCAAAGUCAGAUCUUGUGUGCAAUACCAUUUUUUGCUGAAAUUUGCAAAGUCUGCGAUUUUUCGACGAUUGUCUCAAAUGAUCAGAAUGCUACGAUUUCAAGCGGAAAUUCAACUGCAGACGCCACCCGAACUUUGAAGCUUUCUGAUCUGACGCGUUAAACAAAAAUCUGUUUCGGAAAACAACUGGAAAAUUGUACUGGAAAGGAUAUUGAAUUAUAAGAUUUUACUGAAAACCAUAUUCUGUUUGCACUUUGGCAUGCCAGCCGUUAAAUAAAUUACCCAAGCAUUGCAACAUA